AUGAAGCUCACCAAGUGUACAAGCAUCCUUCUUCCGGACAUCUACCUUCCACCUGUGUUCAAUAAUGUUUCUCUACAGUACAAACGCGCUGUUGGCAACCCCGUUGUUUCCCACACCCUCGUUGCAACAAAGACAGCUAUCAACACGGCGGUCCGGCUGCGUCUCUCGCACUCUUUGGUGAUGGUCAUCAUCUAUGGCAACAUCAACAGCGUUCAAAAGCUCAAGAAGGCGGCAAGAGGUAUUGCGACUGCAUGUCUACAGCACGCCUUCCACAACGGCCUUGUGGCCUUCAUCUACACGGCGUUGGUACUGACUCUGGCUUCGGUUAGAAAGCAGAACAACGGACGAAUCGUGGGAAUCCCAAGCAAUUCAAAGGUAGAAUCGUUGCUUGCUGGCUUGGUCGCUGGUGGCGCAGCGUUUUCGCUCGAUCAGUCAGCCGUAGCACUUCAGAUUUUUGCCUUCGUACUCGGACGUGGUGUGCAGUCCGUGUUGCCAGGUAUUGCCGCUCCCAUCAACAAGACGGAUUCGGCCAUAUUGACCGCCUCCGCUUCGACGCCAGUGCCAAUCAAGCCAGCAAAGAAGAUGCUAUACAGGCCACCUAGCUCACACGCCAUCACCGUCUCAGGUGCUCUUGUCUACGCUGCCGUGCUGACGAUGCACUCACACGGUCACGAUCGACUCAACUCGGGUCUUUCUCGAAGUCUCAUGCCGAUCUAUGGCAAAUUUGGCCGAUCGGUUGCGGCCUAG
This is a messenger RNA of Mycosarcoma maydis (corn smut), 747 nucleotides long. RefSeq lists its product as uncharacterized. The record is from RefSeq and is a predicted model, not a curated record. NCBI's taxonomy places the organism in Eukaryota, Fungi, Basidiomycota, Ustilaginomycetes, Ustilaginales. Gene Ontology annotation, cellular component: peroxisomal membrane. The transcript is spliced from 2 exons. The coding region runs from base 1 to 747 and encodes 248 amino acids.